AACAAUUUCUUGAAACAGACAAAUAUCUAACAACUAAAUAAUAAUAACAUAAACAUAACAGAGCACCGUGCAAAAGCUGUUCGCCCCUACAUUCUUACAAAGUCAAUAACGGAUCAACAUUAAACAGAUGUGAUGCACCUGUCUGUUUUCCCCUGCUGUUUUUCUGGCUAGAUUAAAUACGCAAAGAAAAGAAAAGAAACAGAGUAGAAGAAGAUGGAGGAGGAGGAUUUAGAUUAUGUUUUAGUGCCAGUUGGUCUGUUGGUGAUGGGUAUAUACCACAUAUGGCUUCUCUUUACUAUUAUUAAAUCUCCAAGCCGAACUGUUAUUGGGAUCAAUGCUGAGUCUCGCCAUCAGUGGGUCCUUGCUAUUUAUGAUCCCUUAAAGAAUGGUGUAUUAGCUGUUCAAACAAUUCGAAACAAUAUAAUGGCAUCUACACUUUUGGCAACAACAGCAAUAACUCUUACUUCAUUGAUCAGCGUAUUUGUAAGCAGCACAUCGAGUUCCGGCAAUACAGCUUCAAAACUAGUGUAUGGAAAUAAGACUUCCAUUGUUUCUUCAAUAAAGUACUUCUCUAUUCUGUUGUGUUUUCUCGUUGCCUUUCUUUGCAAUGUGCAGUCCAUUAGAUACUAUGCUCAUGUUAGCUUCCUAGCUACUGUACCUACAUCAGUAGGCAAAAAAGAAGCCAUUGAAUAUGCUGCUCGAAACUUGAAUCGAGGAAGUUUAUUUUGGUCACUCGGAUUACGAGCUUUCUACGUAUCAUUCCCUCUGUUUCUAUGGACCUUCGGGCCUAUACCGAUGUUUGUGUGUUGCUGCAUAAUGUCAUUUGUUCUUUAUUUCUUGGAUACAACUAGUAGUUUUACACGGAAACUUCACACUCGCUCCUUCAAAGAUGAAAUGAAAGUUGAUGAUUCUGACUCGACAAUUUAAUCGUUGGAAGUGUGAUUGAGAAUAGAAUGGUUAUUACAAGUGUUGUUGUCAGUGAACUUGUAAUUUAGCCAACUUGUGUAUAAUUCUGUAGGUAUAUAUUUAUAUUCAAUACACAUGCAAUGCAUCGGUAUAUGCAUGCUACUAACGAUUCUUAUGUUCUUACUAGUGAAGUAGUAUGUUGGAGAUGCUAUGAGUGAUUCUUAUAGGCAUUCUUUUUUUUCUUUCUCCAA
This is a messenger RNA of Jatropha curcas, 1157 nucleotides long. Lineage: Eukaryota; Viridiplantae; Streptophyta; Magnoliopsida; Malpighiales; Euphorbiaceae. The record is from RefSeq and is a predicted model, not a curated record.